Molecule: messenger RNA, 231 nt
Organism: Ostertagia ostertagi
Lineage: Eukaryota; Metazoa; Nematoda; Chromadorea; Rhabditida; Trichostrongylidae
Source: the annotation of a GenBank genome assembly
AUGAGUGGAACGAUUGCGCCGAUUCGUGAGAUCACGGCUUUAGCAAAAAAAUACAAUGCGCUUACUUAUAUCGACGAAGUACACGGCGUAGGAUUGUAUGGGGAUACCGGAGCUGGUGUGGUGGAGCGCGAAAACCUGGAGAGUGAGAUCGACAUUAUUAAUGGCACGCUUUCAAAAGCAAUAGGAUUUAAAGGACGCGGGAUCGUAUCGUUAUUUCCUGGAGGUAAAUAA